Molecule: messenger RNA, 564 nt
Organism: Musa acuminata AAA Group (dessert banana)
Lineage: Eukaryota; Viridiplantae; Streptophyta; Magnoliopsida; Zingiberales; Musaceae
Product: probable transcription repressor OFP9
Exons: 1
Coding region: 1-564 (187 amino acids)
Biological process (GO): negative regulation of DNA-templated transcription
Source: RefSeq, a predicted model, not a curated record
AUGGGGCAUCCAUGUACAGUCUAUCCCAGCAGGGUGGCCCUGGGAAAAGGAAGAAGGAUGAAGGUUUUCAUGGGGAAGACGAAGCACAGGCAUCCCUCAGCGACCAAGAAGAGCAGGCACUCGCAGCGGUGCGGGUCCGGGUUGUGCUGCAGCUCCUGCCGGCUCAGCGUCUCCUCUUCCUCCUCCGAGGGCGUCAACACCUCCGACGACUCCGAGCAACUCCACUCCUUGUCCAACCUCGCGCAUGGCAUGGUGCAGGCCAGACUGCAGCAGAUGAUCAACCAGUGGGAGCCUCCUCGCAGAAGAAGGCAUAUGGUUGGCGAAAGAAGUAGCGGUGGCUGCGUCGUCUUGAUAGCCAUGGAUAAGAGGUCUUAUGACCCCAAGGGAGAUUUCAAGAUGUCCAUACAGGAGGUCAUCAAGUCCAAGAGGAUGGAGGAGCCAAGAGAGCUGCGGAGCCUCUUGAACUGCUACAUGUCAGUGAACUCCCCAGAGCAUCGCCAGGUUAUUCUUGAAGCCUUCCACGAGGUGUGCUGCACACUCUUUCACUGUAGUAGGGAGUACUAG